Parnassius apollo (apollo) is the source of this 987-nucleotide messenger RNA. Lineage: Eukaryota; Metazoa; Arthropoda; Insecta; Lepidoptera; Papilionidae. The record is from the annotation of a GenBank genome assembly.
AUGGAAUUAAUGAAUAGGGAUUUGUCAAUGCUGACUAAAAAUUUUGCGGCGAAGUCGACAUCUGUUUUUAAACAAGAUCCGAAGUUGGUAGCGGCUAUUGACAAACUAUACAGUAAAAACGAGGUGAAAAAUUUGAAUAGUAAAAUAUUGCUUCCAGAGAGAAAAUUGAAUUUCUUAGAAGUUCAAGAAAUUUUGUAUCAUUCUACAAAAGGCAAAGAACAAGGUGCGAGUACCUUUCUCCAAGAGAAAAAUAAGAUAAGAAAAUCAUUGAUUAAGAAUGUAGAAGACGUUCUUCGAAAAAUUAAUAAUUCUGCUGAAAAUGGCGACACCCCAAUAGAGCUCUUCUAUCAAAAUGUCACAAGAUUUCGUAACCAGUCUAACUUAGAUGAGGCAGUAAGAGAUGUAUGCUGCCUUUUACAAACACCCCCUUGGAAUCUAGGAAUAAUCGCAACAGCCAAAGGAUUAAUUGCUGGCUCAAUUAAAUUACACAUGAAAGAUGGUUCCUGUAUCGACUGCUUCGGCGCUGGAGGAACCCUCAUACCGCAAGAUGUUGAAGGCAUUAAAGAAUUUCGUUCAACUGCAAAAUAUAUUUUAGUCGUGGAAAAAGAUGCUGUCUUUCAGAAGUUGUUAGACGAAGGGGCGUUAGUGAGACUGGGACCUCUGAUAAUUCUAACCGCUCAAUCUCACCUUUCACAAUCGUUGGCUUGUAGUUCUCUGCAAUUAUUGGGAGCUAGGCACGGUGACGUCAUGACCCUUGCAACUAAAGAGUCACGUCUGGCUCUUACAUCUCGCGACAAGAGGAAAAUAGUCAAUUUAAUGAAGAGGCCCUAUCUCAAUACGGCUACGGGUUCUAUCAUAAGAAAAGACCUGGAAGACAUGUUGAAGAGUGGAGUAAAAGCUGAGAUCGAGGCGUUGUCCCCUACAGCCGCGGCUCUCUGCGAUUCUUAUCUACCCUCCAAAAUUAUUCAAGCCGACUACUUGGGAUAA